Molecule: messenger RNA, 4499 nt
Organism: Pocillopora meandrina
Lineage: Eukaryota; Metazoa; Cnidaria; Anthozoa; Scleractinia; Pocilloporidae
Source: the annotation of a GenBank genome assembly
AUGAUUUCCCCUGUCAAGAACGCAGGAAAAGGGGCAUGGAGGAAUCCAGAACUGCUUGAAGACACAAGUGCACUUGACCACAAGUGCGCAGAAGUGGUCGCACAGGAGUUACUCGGCAGCUUUAGAGAACGAUCAGAUAGGGCUCAACAGUUAACUGGAGAAGGUAAGAAGACGAGAGGCUCAGAAAUAGGUGAUGUUCUGGAUGAAAAGAAAAUAAAACAUAUGCCUAGGUAGAAAACAAUUAAAAAACAAUAGGGAAAUGCGAAACAAAAAGGAAGACGGAAAAAAAGAUAUUGCUAGCGCCUGGAGUCGAUCGCUCGACCUUUCACGUGUAGGGAUGAGCACUUUCCAUAGCGCCAGUUUUGUAACGUCAACAUGUCAUUUUGAAUGCGUUAAGCUCGUAAGGUUUCUGCCCAUGCACUCGCGUGAAACCAUGCGAUAUUAGAAGGCUUUUUUUUGGCACUGGUCGCUGAAGGAGUGAGCGAGUGUUUAUUUCGAGUGAGGCGAAGCUUUUGUAUAUUUCUAGUUCUUAUACACAAAGUAAAAAUUCAGUCACUAAUGUUAGCAUUACUAUUGCCUUGCACAACCGGUCCUGGGUCAUACUAAGCUUAACUGGUAUUCUUCUGUAUGUUGUUGCACUUGAACAGCGUGUUUAAGAAACGUAAUAACUGAUUAAAAAUAUCAAUUUUAGUUUUCCAGGAAGUCAAAAGUGAGCAAAAACCAGAAGAAGUACCCACGAAAGUUCUUUCCCUCGUAGAGCGUGGCCUCAAGGGAAACGACACCUCGGACAAUGAGGAUAUAUGGCCUUUUGUUUGGGAUUUCGCCGGCCAGGCAGUAUACCAUGCCAUUCAUCCAAUUUUCCUAUCGCAAGAAGCCAUAUAUGUCCUAGUGUCAGAUCUUACUAUGGAGCUAAGUGCUCCUGCCCAAUGUCGGAUAAGACCGCCUAAUCACGAUGAAAUAGUGGUAAACUCGCCUUACGUCGCGGACACUAAUCUCGAUCACAUGAUGAGAUGGCUGGACUUGGUGCACUCUUUGGGACAGCCAGAGUUCCAGAGAAAGUCGGCGGAUACUAACGAAGUUUUGCCUCCUGUGGUGCUUGUGGGUACACAUGCUGAUGGUGUAAGGGAUCCUUGCAAGGAAAUGGAAUCUAUAAAUGAAACCAUUUGCAGCAUGGCUCAUUCAGCAACCUUAGGCCAUAUUUCAAAAGAAUUAUUCUUCAUAGAUAACGCAAAUCCAAACAGAGAAGACGACCCACAGAUCGUUUCUUUGCGUGCGGAAUUAUUGAAUCUGGCCAGAAAAAUGCCACAUAUCAACAAAGUAAUCCCUAUGCAGUGGCUCCGUGUGGAACAAAAAGUCGACGAAAUGGUGGAAAAAGGGAUGCAUUAUGUUGGUAAGAAGCGUUUUGCAGAGGACUUUUCUGGAGGCAUUUGCCAGUUUAAUGGCCCAGAUGACGUCGAAGAAUUGCUACACUUUUUACAAGCUCGCGGAAGAGUUAUCUACCAAGAUCUCCCUGAAAAUGAAGAUGGUUUGGUCGUGCUGGAUCCGCAGUGGUUAAUUAAAAUACUAUGUGAGAUAAUUACGGUGAGUCCACCAUGGAAAAACGAUCCUGUUCUUCAGAAAGAUUACCAAGUCCUCGGAAGAAAGGGACUGCUUUCGCAGCAGUUGCUAGAUCGAGCGUUUGAACACCUUGAAUUGAAUCAUAUUAGGGAUUCACUGAUUUAUAUCAUGGAAAGCUUUGAUGUUAUAUGCAACUCUAAGAACUGCAAGGGGGAAGAUUACCCUUAUUUGGUUCCUUGUAUGUUGGAAUCACCAAUGAAGAAUACGAGAGGCACAAACAUGCGCAAUGGCCCUUUGUCCGUAUUUCUCACAUUUAACACCAACUACGUUCCAAGCGGGCUGUUUUGCAGACUGGUUGUACAUUUUUGGGAAUGGGCCUCACAAUUAUGUGGCUCCUGUAUAGCCCCCUCGUUAUUUUCAAACGCCGCUCGAUUCAAUGUCAGUAAAAAGUACCAGCUCACUUUAGAGUGUCACAAAACUGUGAUCAAGUUGAUAAUCUGGACACCGCGAGAUUCGGAUAAAAUUGAAGAGAAAAGAAUUUGCGAAGAACUAUUGAGGUAAGCCACGAUCAUGUCUGGCAUUAUUUCGUCUAAUUUAAACUUUUUACUGUUUAAGCAAUAUUGAAUGGAAUACCAAAAUCAAAGAAAUAGAUGAAAUACUGUCACGUUGCUGUAAAUGAAGGGAAUCUUAAAGGCCUUCUUAAUUUUCUUGACUUUUUAAAUCGUUCUGAUCCUUAUGACAGAUUUUUUGGAUUGAGGACCCUUUUUUUGUGCCAAUUUUUUCGAUUAGGGUGGGAUGCCUUCAGUACGAUACAAUGAGUCAUGCUUGCGUUAUUCGCGUUGUUGAUGUCUUUGUUGCCAUGUUUGUUCAUUGCAGUCAUCUGGAGCGUUGCAGGACAAGGCUAAGCGUCACCUGUCCGUGGCUACGAUCAGUUACGAUGGAAUUGUUCGUGAAAUGCCAGUUGUGUGAACCUUGUCCAGAUAAGUGUCGUGCCAGAACCAAUAUUUGCAUAUUUCACAAAGAGGAAGGCUGCUCUCAUUUUGACUGUGGCCACUAUAUUCCAUUAAGAAGCUUUGGCCUGAGUUGUGAACACACUGUUGAUGCUGUUCCCUAUUAUCGCGCAGAAAAACUGGAGCCUUGGGCUCAGGUAAGGAAAAAAAAACUUCUUUUAAUUUAUGUAAAGUGAUUCAGGAGAAUUUGAAACUCAUGGUUGGCAGAUAGCUCUGUCGCACGCAACACUUUCGUAGGAUAUUCGAUUCCCUUCAAACCUGAAUUUUUCCAGGCUUUAUCUUUUACAAAUACUUAAAAAGUUCUCCUAGCUGCAAUGAUCUUUCUCUAAUCAAUAAAUUUUGUGUGAUUACCACUAUUUCCUUCUGCCUUUUAGGCUUUGGAAUCCAUUGAACGUAAGAAACUAACUGGUAAGUUUUUUCCAUCAGCAAAAAUUUUUUCGAUAAAUAGUUAAGUCAAUAUCAGUUUUCUGGAAAGCAACUUGCCCGCCUAGUAAAAUGUAGAGAUACAGGAAAUACUGUGUGAAAGUAGAGGAGUUCGAUUGUCACCAACCGCUUCUUGUGGGGAAAGCGGUGCAUGAAAUUUUAAAAGGAGACCAGAAAGCACAAAGUAGACUCCAUGAAAGUGACCUCGUGGUCCAGCUCCUUGUUUCUCUGUGACAGUUAUUUGUUGAUAUAAAAUUGUUAUUUUUAUACUCACAGUUACCGUUGCAAACUUCCUUUUAACGACUUUGUCUUUCUACUCUGGCUAUUUAUUGAACUGAAAGGAUAGUUUUUUCCAAGCUUUUUGCUCGAAUUUUAAAAUGACACUUGAAUGGUAGGUCACCAAAUUCGAAAAAAAAAAAUUUACUCAGUUUGUGUACGUGGGCCUACUUAUCACGUGUAAAAUGAAAUGGCCUUAAACGACGGAAAGACCUGAAACCUUUUUAGCAGAUAAGGAAAAUCGUCAAGGAUGUGUACAAGCUUAUCUGUUGACCGAAAAUAUCUGUUCCAAUUGGCUUUCCUUAACAUUUGUUAAGAAUGCGAUACAAGCGUGCAAGUGUCACAAGUGCCCUUGCAAGUUUUCAUUUCUAGUGAAUGUCUUUUAUUUAACCCAAGUUGUUUAUUGUAUGGAAAUGAUUUUUUUCAAGCUUUUCGCUCGAUGGCAAACAAGACAUAUAAAUGGUAGGUCACCAAAUCCGUUUACGUGGGCAUGACAAUUUUUCUUCCUAACAGAAAAAAGAGAACAAGAGAUCAUCCGUUCGCGUAUGUGGACGUGCAUAUUUCGUGUAAAAUGAUGCACGGGAGGGAUGCAUAAUGCAAUGGCACGAACUGUCCUUGAAACAAAUUCCUCAGGAGACGUUUUAUUAGGAAAGGAAAAGCUCCAUUGCUACAAUGAAUCUUUUGGCUCAAAAAAUCUGAUCUAAUGAUUGUUUUUUACAUUUGUUGUCAUACAGGUGGCCGCAAUGAAGAGCCAUCUCCGAGUGACGCAGGUAAAAUGAGGACAGAUCUAUAGGCAUGCCUGUUAACUCCCACCUCCCACCCCAUCUUCCCGCCCCCUGCCUUUGUAAAAUAAAAAUGCGUGGAUCCAGCAAAAUGGUAUGAAUAGUUGCGAUACGUUCUACACGCUAUCCCCUCAUCUUGAUGCUUUUCUGUGAUAUCUUUAUGUUUUUAGUCAAGCAAGGAGUUCCCAGUGACGAAGAUUUAGAGUGGCUUUCGCACAAACUCGAAAAUUGGGAGGAACUCGGGCGUCGUCUCGGAAUUGACGAUGCAACAUUAACAGCGUUUGACGAUGACUAUAAGAAAAAGCGUAAAAAAAUCUACAAAAUGUUACGACAUUGGAAAAAGAAGGAUGGCUCAGCUGCAACGUACAAGGUCUUACAUGAUGCAUUGUGUCAUAAAUUUGUUAAGCGCACAGAUUUAGCUGAGGAACUUUGCCGUCAACAACAUGAAUGA